UGCGGGCUAGUUUGCCGAAGCUUUGUGUAAGUUGCGGGCGUGUGACCGGUGACCAGUUUUAGUAGUUUCCAUUGAUACGAUUUAAUUUAAUUAAAGCACGAUGAAAGCGCCGACGCCGAUUGCAUCCUCAAUGGGCGGUACUGGUGACAGGGCGAGCUAUAAGGACAAGGAUAAGCCGUCGCAAGUACGCCACAGCAACAUCACCGCUGCCAAAGCUGUUGCUGAUGCUAUACGCACAAGUUUGGGACCACGGGGCAUGGACAAAAUGAUCCAGGCAGCCAACGGGGACGUCACCAUCACGAAUGAUGGUGCCACCAUCCUGAAGCAGAUGCAGGUGCUCCACCCAGCUGCCAAGAUGCUGGUGGAGCUCUCCAAAGCGCAGGAUGUGGAGGCUGGCGAUGGCACCACCACGGUCGUGGUCAUCGCAGGCAGUCUGCUGGACGCUGCAGCCAAGCUGCUUCUCAAAGGCAUCCACCCCACGACCAUCUCGGACUCGUACCAGUCGGCAGCAGUCAUGGCCGUAGAGGUUCUGACGGGUAUGGCGCACCCCCUGGACCUGGCAGACCGGGAGUCGCUGCUCAAGAGUGCCACCACGGCUCUCAACUCCAAGGUUGUGUCGCAGCACGCUUCGCAGCUGGCGCCCAUAGCUGUGGAUGCGGUGCUUAGGGUGGUGAACCCGGCGAAGGACACGAACGUGGACCUGCGAGACAUCAAGGUCACCCGCAUGCUUGGUGGCACGGUGGAGGACAUGGAGCUGGUUGAUGGUCUGGUCUUCACUCAGAAGUUGGCUGGCAGCGGGGGCCCUCACCGUGUGGAGAAGGCCAAGAUUGGCCUCAUCCAGUUCUGCAUCUCUCCCCCGAAAACUGAUAUGGACCACCAGGUGAUAGUGAGCGACUAUGCAGCCAUGGACCGGGUGCUGCGGGAGGAGCGCACCUACAUCCUCAACAUCAUCAAGCAGAUCAAGAAGGCCGGCUGCAAUGUCCUCCUGGUGCAAAAGUCCAUCCUCCGUGAUGCCCUGAGCGACCUGGCGCUGCACUUCCUCGCAAAGACAAAGAUCCUCGUUGUCAAAGACAUUGAGCGGGAGGACAUCGAGUUUGUGUGCCGCAGCCUGGGCUGCCGCCCCAUCGCCUCGCUUGACCACUUCACCGCAGAGGCGCUGGGCUCGGCCGAGCUCGUCGAGGAGGUGACCACGGGCAGCGCCAAGUUUGUGCGCGUGACGGGCGUGGCCAACCCGGGUCGCACCGUCAGCAUCCUGGUGCGCGGGUCCAACAAGCUGGUCCUCGAGGAGGCAGAGCGGUCGCUUCAUGACGCCCUCUGCGUGGUGCGCUGCCUUGUGAAGCGCAGGGCUUUGAUAGCGGGAGGAGGAGCUCCCGAGAUGGAAAUGUCACUGCGGCUCGGCGAGCGGGCGCGCACCCUGCGGGGCCUGGAGGCCCACUGUGUGCGGGCCUUUGCCGAGGCCCUGGAGGUGGUGCCCUACACGCUGGCCGAGAAUGCCGGCCUGCACCCAAUUGCCACCGUCACAGAGCUCCGCAACAGGCACGCGCAGGGAGAACGUGAUGCUGGCAUCAACGUGCGCAAGGGCUCUGUGACCAACAUCCUGGAGGAGAAUGUGGUGCAGCCCCUGCUGGUAUCUGUGAGCGCCAUCACUCUGGCGGCCGAGACCGUGCGCAGCAUCCUCAAAAUAGACGACAUUGUCCAGACCGUGCGCUGACUUGCAAAAACACCAUCAACACAUCGGCCAGGCAGCAGCUGGGCUCUGCCUCUUCGUCUCUCACCCGAAGCCAAGAAGAAAGCAAGACAUUUUGUGGCGAGCCCAUCAACAAGGGCCGGGCUUCGCUAAAUAAAAGCGCUUUCUGAACUAUU
Molecule: messenger RNA, 1863 nt
Organism: Dermacentor albipictus
Lineage: Eukaryota; Metazoa; Arthropoda; Arachnida; Ixodida; Ixodidae
Gene: CCT4
Product: chaperonin containing TCP1 subunit 4
Biological process (GO): protein folding
Cellular component (GO): chaperonin-containing T-complex
Molecular function (GO): ATP-dependent protein folding chaperone; ATP binding; ATP hydrolysis activity
Source: RefSeq, a predicted model, not a curated record